This is a messenger RNA of Hypoxylon trugodes, 2070 nucleotides long. RefSeq lists its product as uncharacterized. The transcript has 4 exons. Bases 567 to 1943 code for a protein of 458 amino acids. Gene Ontology annotation, cellular component: plasma membrane. Lineage: Eukaryota; Fungi; Ascomycota; Sordariomycetes; Xylariales; Hypoxylaceae. The record is from RefSeq and is a predicted model, not a curated record.
CUCGAGAUGUAUGAUUUUCAAGGAUAAAAUGACGUCCACCCAUGGUGCUGGUGCUUGGCGAUUGCUUCAAACGUAUUCAAUCGGCAUAGUCCCUUGAACUCCAUAAGUCGAGACCCAUGAGAUUGAGGCGUCUUACAUGCUAUGGGCUGAAUGAUGUAGUUGAGCCGCUCCCGUGUCCGGUUCAUACGCUUAUACGACAUUGAUUUUUCGAGUCGUUGACAUUUUGACACUUGACAUAACCAUGCCAUGAUCAUGGUCCUUAUCAGUGCUAACGGACUGAAUCCCCAUGGUGGAGUUACCUCAAUGGCGAAAUCGGGGAUAGCGGAUAGCCCAAAGGGAAUAACCCCCAUUAUUUUCGCCGGGAAUAAGAGCAUUGCGUGCUCGAGGGUCGUAUCCGUCGUAACCUUAUCAAAAUAUUAUUUUGGUUAGGGUUUGGAAUGUCAAAAUCUAGUUCUCUAGAAUUUAUGAUCUGAAGAUAGUGAUCAUCAUUCAAGUUAGGAACUAGAUAGUAUUUCGCCAAGAGCAUCGGCUAUGGUGCUUGCGUAAGAACAAACUUGGAGGCGACAAUGGAUGUGUCUCCUGUAGUACGUGAGGACGCCGAAACUAAGAAACGUCCGACAACGCUCCGGAUAGCCAACCGAGUCCUGGGUUUCAUUGGGAAUAAUUGGCUAGUAUUGGGAUUUGGUCUGGCUUGUGUUCUAGGAUACUUCUUUCCUCAUGUUGCGGCUCGCGGUGGUAUCAUCCGAUCAGAAUAUUCGAUUCUAUAUGGAGGCAUUGGCUUGAUAUUCUUCAUCAAUGGGAUGCAACUAAGUCCGGAGAAGCUCAAAGAACAUGUAAAAAAUUGGCGCCUACACAUUGUCGUACAGGGAAUAAGCCUUGUUCUCAUACCCGUUAUUCAACUUGUCAUAAUUCGAAUAGUAAUCGCUGCUGGCGGAGUGAGCUCAGGAACAAUUGACGCCAGUAUCCUCGUAGGAAUGGUCGUGGUUAGUUGCAUCCCGACCACAAUUGCUUCUAAUGUGGUAAUGACGAGGAAUGCGGGCGGUGAUGAAGCCGCUGCUAUUAUCGAAGUAGUGAUUGGCAAUGUGGUCGGGUCUUUUCUCUCCCCAUGGUUAAUAUACGGAUUUUUGCCUAACGAUGAAGAAUUCGACUCGCUUAGACCGGCGAAGGCAAAUACCCUUGGGCCAAUGUAUGCAAAUGUAAUGCAGCAGCUGGGCCUCAGCGUUCUACUUCCGCUGGUAGUCGGCCAGGUCCUGCGAUGGACGUACCCGAAACAAGUUUCCUGGACAUUGAAAACGUUUUAUCUAGCACAGUUUUGCUCCGUAUUGCUGAUGCUGGUGGCUUGGUCGACUUUCUCGGGGGCGUUCCAAACGGGUGCGCUCACUGCUCUACCUAAAUCAUCCGUGAUCUUCAAUGUGCUUUUGAACGUAGCAGAGUACAUAUUGUUUACUGCAAUUUGUUAUUGGAUAGCAUCGCCACCGGGCGUUCUGAUUAGGCCAAUCAAUGGCUACGUUGCUGAUUCGUGGCUUGGUCUACAUGUGCCCGGAGUUAUAAGAAGAGCCGUGACAUUGAAAAAGAUGCCUAAGGAACUCGUCGUUGCUGUCUGUUUCUGCGGGGCUGCGAAGACCACAAGCGUGGGAAUCCCAUUAGUUGCCGCGAUGUGGGCUCAACUCGACAAUUUCACUAUAUCAUCCAUCCAAGUUCCGGUGUUGCUAUACACAGUGGAACAAGUAUUUGUAGCACAGUUCUUCACCAUAUUCUUUAGGUGGUGGCUACACCGAACCGAAAAAGGAAUGCUGGAUGCUGAGUCCACCACGACUAGGGAGCAAGAAGACGCCUCACAUGAGCAGGGGGUUAACACUGAGCUGGAUGGCGGCGGAGAGCGGGAGGUUCAAGCCGAGUUAUCCAAUGCGGGCGUGUUGCGUGAGAAGAAACAUGUAUCAUGAUAUGACAAUCUGUUCUUUUAAGCGUUAACCGAAAGAGUAAGAUUAGUCGCUAAUUUGUCUUGCAGACACGAAAUAGAUAAUAUGGUUGAUACUGAUCAUGUCCAUUGUAAUUACACUGUUGUCUAGG